Molecule: messenger RNA, 270 nt
Organism: Lithohypha guttulata
Lineage: Eukaryota; Fungi; Ascomycota; Eurotiomycetes; Chaetothyriales; Trichomeriaceae
Exons: 2
Coding region: 1-270 (89 amino acids)
Cellular component (GO): membrane
Source: RefSeq, a predicted model, not a curated record
AUGAGCGGGCUUCCACUUCGGAUGAUGAGUGCGCACUACGGCUUGCUUGAGAACUUUCCAGCUUUUGCAGUGGCUGCAGCGUUGACGCAAGUCCUUGCACCCAACAAUCGCGAAGUUCUUAAUUUGCUCGGCUUUCAUGUCUUCAUGAAGCUAUUUGUCUUUUACCCUGCUUAUCUCUUCAAUGUGGUUCCUGCGAGGACCUUUGCACACAUAUCAUCGAUUGCUGCCGUCAUCAACGUCUGCUGGCGGUUGACAAAAGGUGCUGUGUAG